AUGGAGGCGCCAGAAUUUUUCCCACCUUCUGAAAACUUGACGGCGGCUGUCGUGCACCCGUUAUGCGAAGAAUGGAAGGGGGGAUCCGAGGGUGCCAUCUUCCACCUCGCCAGUAUCUUCCUUGUUUUGGGGUUCAUGGGAGGGAGCGGGUUCUAUGGGCUCCUCUACUUGUUUACCUUUCUGACGCUCGGUUUCUUCUGCACAACCAUUUGGUCAUGGUCGGACGCGUGCACCACCGACACCUUUUUGUGGAAUUUCGCUCUCUUUGGGAUAUGUGCGGUUCAAGUUGUGCACGUCGCCUACCGGUUGAGGAACGUUACUUUCGAAAAGGAGUUUCAAGAUCUGUACAGCUACCUGUUCAAAAAGCUGGGGGUGUCGCUCACCCACUUCGGCAAGAUAGUCGCCUGUUGUGAAGGGGACAUCCACACUAUAGAGAAAGACCACUGUUUUGCUAUGGAGGGCAAGACUGCUAUUGAUAAGCUGUCCGUUCUUCUGUCCGGCAGAAUUCGUGUGACAGUAAAUGGAGAGUUUUUACAUGACAUAUAUCCUUUCCAGUUUCUCGAUUCACCUGAAUGGGACUCUCUCCGGCCGUCAGAUGAGGGAGUUUUCCAGGUGACCCUGCGUGCAGAUAAUUGCUGUAGGUACGUUUCUUGGAGACGUAAGAAACUGUACCUACUCUUCGCCAAGCACCGCUAUAUCGCCAAGGUCUUUGCGCUCGUGGUGCGGAAUGACAUCGCGGACAAGCUGUACUCCCUCAACGACAAGGCGUUCGACAGCCGCGGGUUCCGAUAUGAUCUCCGGUUACCCACCUACUGUCACGUGUCCCCGUUGCCAGAAUUAGACCGAACAGAUGGGUUCCUACGAGUCCCAGCGCAAUAUGACCAUGGCCACCGUGGCCGUGUCCCUAUAACUAUAACAGCACCCGAAGAGACUGACUAG
Messenger RNA from Salvelinus namaycush (lake trout), 939 nucleotides. RefSeq names its product popeye domain containing 3 (gene popdc3). NCBI's taxonomy places the organism in Eukaryota, Metazoa, Chordata, Actinopteri, Salmoniformes, Salmonidae. Bases 1 to 939 code for a protein of 312 amino acids. Gene Ontology annotation, molecular function: cAMP binding. The transcript has 3 exons. The record is from RefSeq and is a predicted model, not a curated record. Gene Ontology annotation, cellular component: sarcolemma.